AUGCAGCUGAGCCAAGGUGCCUCCAGCAUGGCAGCGGCCGAAGUGCCCGGCUACGUUGUGUCCCCACAAGCGGAGAAGCAUCGACGGGCCCGCAACUGGACGGACGCCGAGAUGCGCGGCCUCAUGCUUGUCUGGGAGGAGUUCUUCGACGAGCUCAAGCAGACCAAGCGCAAUGCCAAAGUGUACGAGAAGAUGGCCAGCAAGCUCUUCGAGAUGACCGGUGAGCGUCGGCUGGGUGAGGAGAUCAAGAUCAAAAUCACCAACAUGACCUUCCAGUACAGGAAAUUAAAAUGCUUGACAGAUAGCGAGUCCAUCCCGCCUGACUGGCCCUAUUACCUAGCCAUUGAUAGGAUUCUGGCCAAGGUCCCCGAGUCCUGUGAUGGCAAACUGCCGGCUGGCCAGCAACCGGGGCCCUCCACAUCCCAGACCGAGGCGUCCCUGUCGCCGUCCGCUAAGUCCACCCCUCUGUACAUACCGUAUACCCAGUGCUCCUACGAAGGCCGCUCCGAGGACGACCGCUCCGGCAGCUCCUCCAGCUUACUGUCCCUUAAGUUCAGGUCGGAGGCGCGACCCGUGAAGAAGCGCAAGGUGCAGAGCUGCCACUUCCAGAGGAAGAAGCUGCGGCUGCUGGGAGCCAUGCUGCAGGAGCAGCGCAAGCUGAGCCGUGCCACAGAGGAGGCCUGCCGUGAGGUGCGCCGCAUGCUGGACCAGCAGCACAUCCUGCAGGUGCAGAGCCUGCAGCUGCAGGAGCGCAUGAUGAGCCUGCUUGAGAAGAUCAUUGCCAAGUCCAGUGUCUAG
This is a messenger RNA of Cynocephalus volans (Philippine flying lemur), 798 nucleotides long. It is a transcript of the gene MSANTD1, whose product is annotated as Myb/SANT DNA binding domain containing 1. Gene Ontology annotation, cellular component: nuclear body. Gene Ontology annotation, biological process: positive regulation of DNA-templated transcription. NCBI's taxonomy places the organism in Eukaryota, Metazoa, Chordata, Mammalia, Dermoptera, Cynocephalidae. The record is from RefSeq and is a predicted model, not a curated record. The coding region runs from base 1 to 798 and encodes 265 amino acids. The transcript has 4 exons.